AUGGCAUGGCUCGACGCCAUCGACGGCUCUUGUCAAGCAUGGAGGGACACCGGCGAGACGCCUUUCCCGAUACUGAUGAUUCCGUCGUCCCUCGACUGGCAUGGCCUUGAUGCUCGCGGCCUCCGAUAUUUCUAUUUCAUCGCUUCGCUCGGGGACGUCCUGGACCGGAAUAACAGUCGGCAUUUCUGCCUCUGGUGGAUAGGCUACGACCUGGGUCUCCAAAUGGCGGCCAAGAUCGACUACGUCGCCUACGCCCAUAUCCUCGUGGCGGCCAAUCGGCUCGGGAGAGUAACAAAAGUGGCCAGCGUCAUGGAGGAUGCACAGCACUACCAGGGGCUGGCGAUCAAGGGCCUGCGCCGGGCACUCGCCUCGUUCUCGAGAGAGAACGCCGAUGCCGUCCUUGGAGCAUCCAUCUCGCUGAUGAAUCAGCAGCAAACCCCGGCCGAGUGGCAGAGAGUCACGCAAGGCACCGCAGCCGUGAUCAAGGCCAUGGGACCGUGGAUCAAGACUUCCUCGCACUGGCCAGUCCUCAAACACAUCUACCACGCCGCCGAAACCACCGUCGUGAAGAGCGAGGAGAAUGCAGCUCGACCCGCCGACCGGAAGACCACGUGUCCGAUGGUCACCGUGCAAUCAGUCGGGGCUGCCGUCGAGUUCCUGCUCGACCAAGGCGUGACCGCUCUGAACCGACUCGCAACAUGCACGAGGGACCGGAAGGAACUCUGUACAACGGCGCGGGGUCUCGCAGACAUGCUUCGCCUGGCCCACGCAAAGCACCUUGCGGGCCAGAAGCGCGACGCUUUCUGGCUUGCCCAUCCCUUCUGCGAACUCACCAACCGCGAAGCUAUAUCCUUCACGGACAUCCAUGCUUCGAACCCCUUUGUCCUCGUCAUCCUCGCACACAUGUACAGCGCGCUGGUCGUCCUGUCGAUGCUGUACCCGGAGCUCGACACGGCAUGGUUCAUCGGCAUUCGUCUCCACUCGCUGGACGAACUGGCGCGGCACUUCCAAACCGUCGCAACGAUCGACUGCGACGUCUGCAGUGAGCCGCACCACAGUCACGAACUGCUGGCCUUCCCCUCGAACGCAGUGCAAGCGUACCGACAAUGGCGGAGCGACCAGCAGGCCGUCUUGUCGCAACAAGGCCACCGUGGAUAUUCGGCGGGGUUAGACCACAAGCAGAGCAUCUCACCGCCGGCGUAG
Cladophialophora carrionii CBS 160.54 is the source of this 1203-nucleotide messenger RNA. RefSeq lists its product as uncharacterized. Gene Ontology annotation, biological process: regulation of transcription by RNA polymerase II. The transcript has 2 exons. NCBI's taxonomy places the organism in Eukaryota, Fungi, Ascomycota, Eurotiomycetes, Chaetothyriales, Herpotrichiellaceae. Bases 1 to 1203 code for a protein of 400 amino acids. Gene Ontology annotation, molecular function: DNA-binding transcription factor activity, RNA polymerase II-specific. The record is from RefSeq and is a predicted model, not a curated record.